Ctenocephalides felis (cat flea) is the source of this 765-nucleotide messenger RNA. Its product is annotated as activity-regulated cytoskeleton associated protein 2-like. The transcript has a single exon. Bases 1 to 765 code for a protein of 254 amino acids. NCBI's taxonomy places the organism in Eukaryota, Metazoa, Arthropoda, Insecta, Siphonaptera, Pulicidae. The record is from RefSeq and is a predicted model, not a curated record.
AUGGCAGAAGAGUUGUUUCAAGGUUUGAUGGAGACUAAACCAACAAUUGGCAGUUUUUCCAAAUGUACAGCAAGAUUCGACGGUUCAAGAGAUCUUCAAAAAGUCGAAGAAUUCACAAAAGCCAUAUCCUUGUACAAGUACAUGGCAAGCAUUUCAGACCAAACAGCCCUACAAGAAUUACCUUUACUCCUUCAGGAUUCCGCAGCCACUUGGUGGGAUGGUAUAAAAACUAAAGUGUGCAGUUUCGACGAAGCUCUCAGUUUGAUAAAAGUUUAUUACACCCAAAGAAGACCAGCUUAUAGUGUGUAUUUAGAAUUUUUUAAGAACCAUCAGGAUGAGAACACGAGCACACGCCAGUUUGUUAGUAGGAAAAGAACUUUGUUGGCUGAACUUGCCUAUGAGUUUCCUGAGAGCACACAAAUUGACAUGGUGUACGGUUUGCUUAAAAAUAAAUUCCGCAUGAAAAUUCCACGUGAAAGUAUAACCACGUUUGAAGAUUUACUACACAAAGCUUCAGACUUGGAAACACCACAAACUUCUUCUGAAAACAAUUUGAAACUAAAAUGCACUUAUUGCAAAAAAACGAAUCAUGUAGCUGCAGAUUGCCUUAGGCGUUUAAAAUGGACAGUAAAGAAAAGUUUGAAAAACAACCAUCAAGGAUUCAAGAAAACAGAAGUUACUUCGACUACCAUUCCCAAAAUUUCGACAAAAAAGAAGUCUGAUAUUUUUUGCACUUUUUUGCAAAAGGACAAGUCACAAUAUUGA